Molecule: messenger RNA, 1686 nt
Organism: Colletotrichum lupini
Lineage: Eukaryota; Fungi; Ascomycota; Sordariomycetes; Glomerellales; Glomerellaceae
Exons: 4
Coding region: 1-1686 (561 amino acids)
Biological process (GO): lipid metabolic process
Molecular function (GO): phosphoric diester hydrolase activity
Source: RefSeq, a predicted model, not a curated record
AUGUUGAACCUAUAUGAUCAACUGCGAGCCGGGUCUCGCUGGUUCGACUUGCGUGUUUCCAGCAUUCAUCAGGUUGUCAACUGUUGCGGCAACUACGACUUCUGGACGAUGCACGUGGCUGAUGAGGUUGCGGACGUCGUACUUGGGAGAACGGGAGAGAAAUUGGACGACGUCAUCAAGGAAAUUAAUCGAUUCACGGAUGAGAAUCCUGGCGAGGUCAUCUUCUUGCAGUUCCGCUAUCUGCUUGGUGUCCGCAAUGUGCCGAGCUAUGGCCCCAUCUACUGGGAUGAAGGUAUCAAGAACAAGUUCUUCGACAAACUCAAAGAGAUCAAAAAUCGGUGCCCUGGACUUGGUAAGAGUUUGCAAACGUCGAAGAUUGGCGAUUUGAUGGACAAGAAUGAUAACAAGGGCUGCGUGCUUAUCUUCUUGAACACCCAGCAUCUGUCUAAGGAGAUUCCUGAUGACCGCAAGCAUACUUCAAUCGGCGAGGGCAUCUAUAACAUCAAUCAUAUCGACUUGACUGAUGCGUGGCCUGAAAAGGAAGAUACGAAAGAGAUGGCUGAAAAGGCGAUAAAGAUGUGGAGAGGAAGGCCAGAUGGCAUUUUCCACAUCGGCCAGUGGCUCAGUACACCGCAUCCCUUGACAUCGACGUUUACCUACGACCUCCAGUCAAUCGCCGUUCUGCCUACCAACCCCGCACUCUACUGGAAGGGCGUGAAUGAGAUCUCGUACGAAUACUACCCCAACGUCCUCUUGGUCGACUACAUUGGCAUGGUGAUCAAGAAUGAGCCUGGAUGGGAUUCGUUGAGUGCUGAGUUGUAUACUCUGGCGAUCGGUCUUAACUUGUACACAAUCAGCGAGAACUGCACCAUCAGCCCGAGAAGGUCCCCUUUACUCGCAAGUCCGAAGAAUUUAAGGAAGCCUCCGAGCCCCUUAGUAUCGCAAUUCAACGGCAUAAUUUAUGCGAAUGGGACGACUGUUAAUGACCCGCCGCUUGGCCUUCAUCCGGGUCGCGUCGAGGUUUUGAAGAACGGCACAAUUUUCAGCAAUGGCACAGUCCUGGAAGAGAGUGUACCCAACCCGGACUUCAACUCUAUUCGUCAUAAUCAAAUGUGCGAAUCCCAAACCUGCCCUCUCUGGCCAGGCCCAUGUCUUUUCUUGCCAAUUAGGGCCUCGCUCAUAUUUGCUUUGCCUCCUUGGCGCAUUACUCUGAAGGGCUUGAUCGUGUAUAAGAGACAAAGCCCAAGCACAUUUCCAGGCCCGAAAUCCCUUCUCAUGUCUUCUACCAUCACAGAAUCCGUUCCGGCCACAACCACUGAACACCUCGCCAUAACCACGCCUUUCGUGCAGCCGCCAGACUGUUCAAACCAAUGGACUACGACAAAAACGUCGCACCGGUCUCUUGUUUCAAUCUCCGGCAGCGAAGUAUACCGCGACGUCAUAUCGAAGGUCUCUGUCUCUGCUCCCUCAUCAUCAUGCUAUCCCUCUGGAUGGGACCGCGUCGCAGAGUACAGCCGGCUCAAUUUCAGCCCGGGCGUGUGCCCCGAAGGAUGGACGUAUUAUAGCAUGGCACACACAUACACCGAGGGCCCUACAUCAGCUUACUGCUGCAAUAGGUUGGCUUGCACCAUUUUCUUCAUCACUGCAAAUCUUGCUUGUCGUGUCUAUGACUUGACCGCUGACUAG